AUGGGCGUCUACCAAUACAAGCCAGUCGGCAAAUCCGAGAUCCGCCUCGUCACGAUCAAGUCAAGUGGGGCAGAUGGGCAACUCGAAGCGAGCAUCAAGAAUGUGGAAUUGAACCCCGACGAUCCGAUCAAAUAUACGGCUUUGUCAUAUUGCUGGGGAGAUGCGGUCAAUCUAGUCCAGAUUCCCUGCGAUGGCCAAUCUCUUCCUGUUACCACAGCUCUUCAUGAAGCUCUGGUCGAGAUUAUCAAGUUUACCCCUCACGACGCGUUGUGGAUCGAUCAGAUAUGCAUCAACCAAGAUGACAUGGUCGAAAAGUCGGAGCAAGUCUCCAAGAUGAACUUGAUUUACGACAAAGCAGAAACUGUCCUUGCUUGGCUGGGACCAGCGACAGAUUCCACUGAAGUCGCUGUCGACUUCGUGAAGAAAGUAGGAGACAUAGCACUCCCUACAGUAACAGAUAUGUUCCGUUGGGAUAGCUACGACGAAUCCCAUGAGGAAACUAAACUCGAACGCAAGGAAGAAUUAACCAUUGAGCAAUCUCGGGAACUGGGCAUCCCAUUCGACGACUCUGAAUCCUGGGCCGCUUUCUCCGAAUUCUUCGACAGGCCUUGGUUCCAGCGCAUGUGGACAGUACAGGAAAUCAUGCAAGCCCGCAAAGCUGUCGUUGUAUGCGGUCCCUACAGUCUUCCCUGGGAACAGGUCAGCGCUGCUGCCAAGUGGUUCUGCUACAAGGCGAACGCCAUACAUAACGACUGCCCGCGACAAGUAGACGGCAUGUGUCUGGUGACGCAGAUGACUGCUAUCGGAUGGCGGUUCAAGAUGGGCGCCGAGUAUUUGCCUGAGUUGUUGGGCCAGAAGACGCGACCGACAUGCAAAUGGUCUCUACGCGAUCUUCUCGAAGGGCUUCGACCUCGUCUUGCUAAGGAUCCUCGAGACAAGGUGUUUGCACUCUUGGGUAUCAGCGACGUAGAUCGCGUUUACAAUGAAACCAAGGGCAUGGUCGUUGAUUACUCCUUGUCUGUCGUGGACGUCUUCACACAAGCGACAGAGGAAAUCAUCAAGAAUGACGUUGAGGAUCUCAACGUGAUAUGGUCUGCGCGACAAAAAAGCAACGAGCCGGACUGGCCGAGCUGGGUUCCCGACUGGCGACUCAAGACUGGUUUCGGUUGUCAAUGGGGAAUUGGCAAGCCUUUCAAGAAUUCGGCAGAACAAGGCAAGAGAUCAUAUGUCUAUAUUCCUACCGAUGAACCUCGCACGCUCGCAGUGCGUGGAAAGGUAAUUGGUCGAGUCAACUACAUCAGCGAACACCAACACUUUGGCGAAAUCUUCCAACAAGGCCGUCUCCGUGAGAUGUACGAUGCGUGCAUGCAGCGACUAUCGUCCUAUCCCACAGGCGAAGACGUCAACACUGCCUUCGGACUAACGCUAAUCGGCGGCCUCCCUCUGACGAAAGGUCUACAAAAGAAGGAGACGUCGGUGGAAACAUAUGCAGACAUGUACAUGGGCUUCUACGACGCAACGCAGAUGCCACAAGCCCCGCCAGAGAUGAAAGCUGCUCGCGAUAAGGCGCUCGAGAAGUACUACGCCGUUGGUUUGGAUCUGUCGUGGCUUCACGAGAUCCUGGAUGCGUACUGUGAGCGUAGGUUUGUUGUUACAGAUAGUGGACAUAUGGGCCUGGCGCAUAACAAAGUUUUGGAGGGGGAUCUGAUCGUCUCGGUGGUUGGCCUCUCUUGGCCAUGUGUCUUGCGAGCAAAGAGCGAAGACCACAAAGAUGGUUUCGAGUUUAUUGGGGACGCGUAUUGUCACGGCAUGAUGGACGGCGAAGCGCUGCAGGCCAUUCUCGAUGAAAGCGACGACGGACAAAUAUUCACCCUUAAGUAG
Fusarium sp. VM40 is the source of this 1881-nucleotide messenger RNA. Lineage: Eukaryota; Fungi; Ascomycota; Sordariomycetes; Hypocreales; Nectriaceae. The record is from the annotation of a GenBank genome assembly.